Molecule: messenger RNA, 272 nt
Organism: Aspergillus caelatus
Lineage: Eukaryota; Fungi; Ascomycota; Eurotiomycetes; Eurotiales; Aspergillaceae
Exons: 1
Coding region: 20-235 (71 amino acids)
Source: RefSeq, a predicted model, not a curated record
UGAGACGUCUGCAGGGGACAUGAGCAAGGUUGUUCAGGUAUGGUUUGGUAAGGAUGAUGCCUAUAUCAUCUCUAUGGGUAACGGCCGGUACAUUUGGGAUCUGCGAGGACACUACUCGAAGCUGCAUGAUAAGCUCAAGAGCACUAAGGGGCUUGAUAUCCGGGUAGGAUCAUUGGGAGCGUUCUAUGCUUGGUUAGAUAAGAUGCUAACAAUUAAUUGCAGGCUGCAGCUCUGAACUUAGAAGUCCCAGAAUCCUGGGCGCUCGUUUUGCG